This is a messenger RNA of Schizosaccharomyces octosporus yFS286, 2835 nucleotides long. Its product is annotated as vacuolar transporter chaperone complex subunit. Gene Ontology annotation, cellular component: fungal-type vacuole membrane; vacuolar transporter chaperone complex. NCBI's taxonomy places the organism in Eukaryota, Fungi, Ascomycota, Schizosaccharomycetes, Schizosaccharomycetales, Schizosaccharomycetaceae. The record is from RefSeq and is a predicted model, not a curated record. Gene Ontology annotation, biological process: vacuolar transport; polyphosphate metabolic process; vacuole fusion, non-autophagic. Bases 521 to 2677 code for a protein of 718 amino acids. The transcript has a single exon.
AAAAGAAAAAAAAGUUUUUUAUUUAUUUACAAAAGUGAAGGUAUUGCGAUCGUUGAAUGCUUAUUCUCAUCAACAGCGAACUAGUGAUUCACUUCUUGCAUCAAGUCAGUUAACUGGUAAUUUAUCAACCACCUCACUGAGAUUUGAAGUUGGUUAAAAAUCAACCUUUUUUGGACUAAAAGUGGAUGCUUUAGAGACGAAUUCAAAAAUUGGAAGCUUUAAAGACUUAUCGACCUGUUUUUGGCUUUUCGCAUCGUCUGUAUAGCAUUUGUUUCUUGGAUUAGCGACUUCCAUUGAAAGAUUCUAAUAGUAUAGGAAGUUUUGGUGCUAAAUUGCGUUACUCAACUUAACUGAUUUCUUCGUUGGUUGUUGAGUUGUAUAUCUCAACGCUCGGAGCUUUUUUUUGGAUCACAGUUCCUAUUUAGUUCUUUAGGGGUUGACUAUAUAAAGUACAAACUAUACUUUCUGCUUUUCCUUGUUUUGGAGCAAUAAAUAUUUUGUUAUUGAUUUGAACGAGAAGAUGAAGUUCGGUCAACUAUUGAAAGAAACGCUAGUACGAGAAUAUCAGUACUCGUACGUAAAUUACGACAAAUUAAAAAAAGAAAUAAAAAAGAGAAAUGAUGAUGGAGGUUGGUCUGAAGAAGAUGAAUCCGACUUUGUUGAACUACUAGAAAAAGAGCUCGACAAAGUCUAUUCUUUCCAAAAAGCAAAAUCAGAAGAGACGCUGGAGCGUAUUCGCUACUGCGAAGAACAAACUUCAGAUGCCAUAAGUCGUCUUAAUAGCAGUGACGCUCCUCCAACGGACGCUGAUUUCAUCAGUUUAGAGACUGAACUUACCGAUAUUAUGGAAACGGUGCAUGAUUUGGCCAAAUUUUGUGAACUAAAUUACACCGCCUUUUACAAAAUCGUGAAGAAACAUGAUAAACACACAUCUUGGUCUUUAAAGCCUGUCUUUGCUGUUCGUUUGAACGCGCGUCCUUUCUACAAAGAACAAUACGACCUUCUAAUCGUAAAGCUUAGCCGGCUGUACGAUUUCGUCCGUACUCGUGGUAGUCCCACCAGGGGCGAUAAUGCAGCUGGUGGCAGUCAACAGAAUUUUGUCCGACAAACUACAAAGUACUGGGUUCACCCUUCCAACGUAACGGAGCUUAAACUUUAUAUUCUCAAGCAUUUGCCUGUUCUGGUUUUCAAUCCGAAUAAAGAGUUCACUCGUGAAGAUUCUGCUAUUUCGAGUAUCUAUUAUGACAACGACGAUUUAGAGUUUUAUCUUGGUCGUCUUGAAAAGCAUGAGGGUGCGGAAGCUAUACGUCUUCGUUGGUAUGGUAGUAUGGAAAACAACAACAUCUUCGUUGAACGCAAAACCCAUCGUGAAGACUGGACUGGAGAAAAAAGUGUGAAGGCUAGAUUCCCGUUGAAGGAAAAGAAUGUCAAUGCCUUUUUGCGUGGAGAUUACACUGUGAAAGAAGCCUUUGCUAAAAUGCGAAAAGAAGGAAAAAAACCCAUUUCUGAAAUUGAAAAUUUGGAACGUUUGGCUAAGGAAGUUCAAUAUACUGUUUUAAGUAAAGGAAUGAAGCCAUACGUUCGUAGUUUUUAUGAAAGAACCGCAUUUCAAUUACCAGGUGACGCUCGUGUUCGUAUUUCCUUGGAUUCAAAUUUGGCAUUGGUUCGAGAAGAUGGUCCAAAUCGUGCUGGAAACAAUUGGCGUCGUAUGGACAUAGGAAUUGAUUAUCCUUUUAAUCAAAUUCCUGAUGAAGAUGUGGUACGCUUCCCUUAUGCUAUUUUAGAAGUGAAACUUCAGACGCAGUUUGGUCAGGAUCCCCCUGAGUGGGUUAAUAAUUUGGUCAACAGUCACCUCGUUGAAGCAGUUCCUAAAUUUUCCAAGUUUAUUCAUGGUGUCUCUAGUUUGUUUUACAAUCGUGUUGAUAUGCUUCCGUAUUGGUUUCCACAAAUGUCCGUAGAUAUCAGAAAACCUGUUAAUAAUUCCGUUCGUCCUGUCAAGAGUUUUAGUGAUGCUCCUAGUUCAUCAGCGUCUCAACAUGUAUCUGACAGCGAGAAUACACAAUCGAGUAACAUUUUAGACGAAGAAGCUCGUAUACCGUCGUCAUCCGGUGUCAGAAGAAAUGGAAGUAUUCACCGCGCUCAUGAUCAGUUUGACGAUUUAGAUGAACACAGUUCUUUACUGAACGUAGGUGAACGAAAAAAUGAUGAGUCUUUUAUUACGGCAGUUACUACAAAGCUGAAAUCUAUAAAGGAUAAUUUCUUCGUAGAAACUAUUCCGAAGUUUGAAGAAUCAAAUGAGCCUUCAGUUUUAUUUGAGCAGAACUUUACAGCGCCUCCUGGCAAAAGGAUAUACGUUCCUGUUCGUGUGGAACCAAAGACGUAUUUUGCUUUAGAACGUACCUAUCUGGAUUAUUUGCGUUAUUCCAUUUUGAUGGGUUCCAUUGGUAUUACCUUGUUUAAUUUUUCUCAUAAUCGUGCAGGUAUACUAGCAGCGUCUUGUUUUACUCUAGUUGCCUUGUCUGCUAUUAUUUAUACCACUCUCUUGUAUUUAUGGCGAGCUGUUAAUAUUGCUAAGCACAAUGCUGUGCGAUAUGAUGAUCGAUUUGGCCCAACCGUUAUUUGCAGUAUAACUAUCUUUGCAGUCGUUGCCAACAUUGUGUUUAAUUUCCAAGCCUAACUAAGUGACCUGACGAUGUCUAAUUAUUUUUUUUCAAUAAUGAACUAUUAAUAUAUAUAGACAGAUUACACAAAUUACUGACUAUAAUAUCUUGUUUUUACAGUAUCAGGAUAAAAAACCAAAAAUUAUAUUAAAAAAUUAAUACUAAAUCAAAAUUG